UCUACCAUCUAAUUAGAAAGCACACCGUGACCCAACACUGUUUUUCCCUUCUGGAUCUUUUCCUUCCUAUUCCUAAUAAAGGGUAUCAUUUAUCAUACUGUAGCGAACCUAAUACCUAGAUAUUAACCACCUACUUUUUUAAAAGAAGAACCAGUUUCUUGCCCUAAAGAAGAAGGAGAAAAAGAAUUCUGCAGUCUGCAGCAGGUUCUCUGUUAAUAUAAAAGAAUUAAAGAAGAUGGGUAGAGGAAGGGUAGAGCUGAAGAGGAUAGAGAACAAGAUAAAUCGACAGGUAACAUUUGCUAAGAGGAGAAAUGGGUUGCUUAAGAAAGCUUAUGAGCUUUCAGUUCUAUGUGAUGCUGAGGUUGCUCUUAUCAUUUUCUCUAAUCGUGGAAAGCUUUAUGAGUUCUGCAGUACCUCUAGCAUGGCAAAGACAAUUGAGAAGUACCAGAGAUGCAGUUAUGCACCAUUGGCGGACAACCAAUCUGUGCAUGAUACACAGCGCUGCUACCAGGAAUAUCUGAAGCUAAAAGCAAAAGUGGAGGUUCUGCAGCGUUCACAGAGGAAUCUUCAUGGUGAGGAUUUGGGAGAUUUGGACACAAAGGAGCUUCAGCAGCUUGAACAACAGCUUGACUUCACAUUGAAGAAAAUCAGGUCAACUAAGACCCAAAUUAUGCUUGAUCAACUUUCUGAACUUCAAAGGAAGGAAGAAUUGCUACUGCAGACCAACAAUGCAUUAAGGAAGAAGUUGGAGGAAACUGAUGCAACCCUUCAAUCAUCAUGGGAAGCUAGGGAACAAAGUACUGUUCAAUACGACCGCCAGCCUGCUCACCCAGAUGGUUUAGUCGAUCCCUUGCAAUGCAACAGGAAUUUGCGAAUUGGUUUCAAUGCAGGGGAAACAGAUCAAGUGACUGUUGCAACCACAGAACAAAAUGUUGAUGGAUUCAUGCCUGGGUGGAUGCUUUAAAUAUUUGAAAAUCCAAGAAACUUCUAUAGAAUCAAUAAUUGAGUAGAUCAAUAACUAGACACUAAACUGUAUAAUAUAUGAUGCUCAUGUUGGCUUCUUGGGCAACUAUGGAUACACUUGAGCAGUAAUUAAACUGCCUGUAAUAAACAAAUUCUCACUGUUCUAAUUA
This is a messenger RNA of Hevea brasiliensis (rubber tree), 1133 nucleotides long. RefSeq names its product MADS-box protein CMB1. The record is from RefSeq and is a predicted model, not a curated record. The transcript has 8 exons. Gene Ontology annotation, molecular function: RNA polymerase II cis-regulatory region sequence-specific DNA binding; DNA-binding transcription factor activity, RNA polymerase II-specific; protein dimerization activity. Gene Ontology annotation, cellular component: nucleus. Gene Ontology annotation, biological process: positive regulation of transcription by RNA polymerase II. Lineage: Eukaryota; Viridiplantae; Streptophyta; Magnoliopsida; Malpighiales; Euphorbiaceae. The coding region runs from base 236 to 964 and encodes 242 amino acids.